AUGGCCCUCCCCGGCAUGCUCUACGUCACCAUGGCGCCCAAGCCGGGCCUCUCGCUCGACCAGUUCCACGAGUGGUACAACAACGAGCACGGUCCGACGCGCCUGCGCCUUCCGGCCAUCUUUGCUAACGGGCUGCGGUACCAGGCCACCGACGGGCUCGACCCGCCCUUUCUGGCCGCCUAUGACGUCCGCGACCUCGCGCUGCUGAACACGGCCACGUACCUGGACCUUCGGGCGAACCGGAGCCCACGUGAGGCCGAGACGAUCGGCCAGGUGGCCGUUACGCGCUACUUCUUCCGCGAGGUCCUGACGCAGCAGGCGCCCGGCUUUGUGGCAUCCGAGGACCUGCCGGUCGACGACGACACAGCAGCCGGCCGCGUGCUGGUCUCGGUCGAGCUGACGCUCAACACGGCCGACGCCGAAGCAGCCACCGCGCUAGAGCGCUGGUACGAGGAGGAGCACUUUCCGCAGCUGGCCCGCGUGCCCGGUUGGCUGCGCAGCCGGCUAUACCGGACCUGGGGCGAGGACGCCGACACGGACGCGGCCAAGUCGGCCAUCCGGCUCUUCUCGCUGCACGAGUACGCCCGCGACAACGGGCUGGGCGGACCCGAGCACACGGCCUCGAUGGCGACACCACGAUGCGUCAACCUGCUUGCCCGCUAUGUCGCCGGCAAGUCUCGUCGCACCUAUGGCCUCUUCUACAUCUUUGGACCGGCACCGCGUGACCUGACUUCGCUGGCUGCCUUGCCGGCAACGCGGGCCUUUUGCUCGGCCGACAAAAAGACGAGGACGCUUCCGACCGUGCCGGCCAUACACUCAUUCGUCACGCUGCCUCAUGACGGUCUCGAGAUCCCGUACGUGCUCGAGGGCAACCCGGCUGCCGAUGCGCCCACCAUCGCCUUCUGCAACUCGCUGCUGACGUCGCUGCACAUGUGGGACGACCUCGUCGCUCUCUUGCGUGCCGCUCGGCCGCAAUACCGCAUCCUUCGUUACGAUGCUCGCGGUCGUCACAGCCUGCCGCCCGCUGCCGCCGUGCCGGCAACGCUGCCUCGCCUCGCCGAUGACCUCGCGGCUCUGCUCGCAGCCCUCCGCAUUCCACGGCUGCAUGCGCUCGUCGGCGUGUCCCAGGGUGGUGCCACAACGCUGCAGUUCGGCCUCCGCCACCCCGAACUUGCUGGCCGUCUCGUCGCCUGCGACUUCAACGUCGCUAGCAGCCCUGCCAACACGCAGGCCUGGAAGGACCGCAUCGCCCUGGCCGAGAGCGACGCCGGCUCUGGCCCGGGCUCUGGCAUUCACACGCUCGCCCCUGCCACCGUCGCCCGUUGGUUUGAUGCCUACACCCUCGAGCAUCGCCCCCAGGUCGUCGCCCACAUGACCGCCAUGGUCGCUGCCAACGCCAUCGAUGGCUUCCGCUAUGGCUGCCAGGCCCUCUGGGACUACGACAUGCGCGCCCAGGCUCCCACCCUCAAGCCUACCACCCUGCUUGUUGCCGGUGCCGGUGAUGGCGGCAAGGAGGGCAAGCUCGCCAAGGCCAUGAAAGGCUUCCGUGCUUCCAUCGGCCCCACCGGUGCUGACUUCCGCAUCGUCGCCCAGGCCGGCCAUUUGCCCAUGUACGAAAACCCAUCCGCCUUCUGGGCUGCCAUCGAGCACUUUUUGUAG
Grosmannia clavigera kw1407 is the source of this 1659-nucleotide messenger RNA. Its product is annotated as alpha beta hydrolase fold family. The coding region runs from base 1 to 1659 and encodes 552 amino acids. The record is from RefSeq and is a predicted model, not a curated record. NCBI's taxonomy places the organism in Eukaryota, Fungi, Ascomycota, Sordariomycetes, Ophiostomatales, Ophiostomataceae. The transcript has a single exon.